Molecule: messenger RNA, 1729 nt
Organism: Dipodomys spectabilis (banner-tailed kangaroo rat)
Lineage: Eukaryota; Metazoa; Chordata; Mammalia; Rodentia; Heteromyidae
Gene: Hpdl
Product: 4-hydroxyphenylpyruvate dioxygenase like
Exons: 1
Coding region: 213-1328 (371 amino acids)
Biological process (GO): aromatic amino acid metabolic process
Molecular function (GO): 4-hydroxyphenylpyruvate dioxygenase activity
Source: RefSeq, a predicted model, not a curated record
CUAGUCCUGAGCCUGGUCCAGGUGAUCGUGGCGCUGUAAGGAGAAUCGCUCCCUCCGGGACUUGGUCUGUGACCUCUCCCGGGGCUAUACAGAACUGCCCCCACCGGCUUCCACCCAUCAGCGGAUCUAAAAGGAGUUGGAGUUUCUAACCAGUGGACGGUCCCGGAGCCCAGGUCCGAGUGGCCGUUCGGCCCGGCCCGGCCCGGCCCGGCAUGGCUGUGCACGCCCGCCGUCUGUGCCAUAUCGCCUUCCACGUGCCAGCCGGCCAACCCCUGGCCCGAGAUCUGCAGCACCUCUUCGGCUUCCAGCCCCUGGCGGCGCGGGAGGCGGGCGGCUGGCGGCAGCUGGCCUUACGCAGCGGAGAUGCGGUCUUUUUGGUAAACGAGGGCGCAGGACCCGGGGAGCCACUCUAUGGCCUGGACCCGAGUCACUCAGUGCCCAGCGCCACGAACCUGUGCUUCGACGUGGACGAUGCGGCCGCUGCUGCCCGGGAGCUGGCUGCUCGGGGGUGCCGCGUGCCUGUGCCCCCGGUGAGCGUGCGGGAUGCGCGGGGCGCGGCUGUCUACACCGUGGUCAGCUCGCCGGCGGGCAACCUCAGCCUGACGUUGCUAGACCGCGCCGGCUAUCGCGGGCCUUUCUUACCCGGCUUCACAUCGGUGUCCCCGGCGCCGGGACUGGGCUGGGUCAGCCACGUGGACCACUUGACCUUGGCUUGCACCUCUGGCAGCUCCCCUACACUCAGGCGUUGGUUCCACGACUGCCUAGGCUUUCGCCACUUGCCACUGAGCCCAGGUGAGGAUCCGGACCUGGGUUUAGAGGUGGCAGCAGGGUCCGGGCGCGGUGGGCUGCGACUCACUGCCCUGCAGACUGCGCCGGGCAGCACGGUUCCCACCCUCGUGUUAGCCGAGUCACUGUCCAGAGCCACCAGCAAGCAGGACCAGGUGGAGCAAUUUCUUGUCAGACACAGGGGGCCAGGGCUGCAGCACGUAGGGCUGUACACGCCCAACAUCUUAGAGGCGACUGAGAGGAUAGCGGGGGCCGGAGGCCGGCUGCUGACACCUCCAGCAGCAUACUACCAACAGCCCGGCAAAGAGGGGCAGAUCCUAGCUGCGGGGCACAAGCCUAGCCUUCUGGCCCGGCAAGGAAUCCUGCUAGAUGGCGAUAAAGACAAGUUCCUGCUUCAAGUCUUUACCAAGUCCCUCUUUAAUGAGGAUACCUUCUUCUUAGAGCUGAUUCAAAGACAGGGGGCCACAGGCUUUGGCCAGGACAACAUCCGAGCAUUAUGGCAGUCCGUGCAAGAGGAAGCUACUAGAGCUCAGAAAGCCUGAAGCUGGCUGGAGGUAGGCCAGCCAUCUUGUCUUGGUGCUCUAGGAUCCCACACAGCCUGCAGGAACUGAGACUCACCUAUGGGAACACCACCCAGCUACUAAAAGCCUUGCCUUUGGCACCAGGUGUGCCUCUAUCUCAACAGUUCCACCCAGCAGCUACGUUUCUCACCUGGGUGGGUGGGGCUUUAUAAGGCAAAGCCUUAUAAAAGCCUUUUUGCAGCUUAAUAUCAAAUAUAUAUGAAAGAUAAAAGAAUGACACAACUAGGUCACAGCACAGCUUGUUCUUUUUGGAGCCUUUGUGUUUGAGAGGAUUCCCAUCCUCCCCAAUUUAUGAUGAAUAAUCCUUAUGUAUUUUUCACUUCAUAAGAUGAGAUUAUCCCUAAAUAAAUGAUUCAGUGUUU